GCAGCGCAGGAUGAAGGAGCUGGAGAAAGAGAGGGACGGAGGAGGUGGAAGAACUAGAAGUAAGAAAGAGACGGAUCAGGUAAAGCUGGGUUCCCAAGAUCAUCAAGAAGCGAGUGUGCACCACUUUUAUUGAAGACUCUUUCAGGCUCCGCUCUCUACUGGACUCUAUGGGUACAGUGGGUGGAGUCGGAUGAAUGCACGCCCUGCCACGACACAAUAUUGACCCAACCACACUGAUCCUGACCAGCUAGAGUAAUGGAGCGUUGUGUCAGUGUGGUGGCGUGCGGGAGGGCCAUGACUCUGUGGCAACAGGGGACUUCUUUGGAGCAGCUAUUGUCACUCAGUGGGACAGCAAGCAGCACUCUUCAGAGUGUACAACCGACGCCUACGGAGAACUGGAGUUUGCCGGCGCUGGACACAGACACAGUCAUUUUCUGCGGCUGUCAUGUGACACAUCGCCUCAGAUCGUCUACACCCUGAUGACGGCUCACUGGGGCCUGCCCUCGCCCAACUUGGUGGUGUCGGUGGUGGGGGGCGAAGGCCACGAGGAUGUCAAAACCUGGGUGAGAGAUGUCCUGAGAAACGGGCUGGUUAGGGCUGCACAGAGCACAGGAGCCUGGAUCUUGACGGGGGGUCUGAGGGAAGGCGUGGCCCGCUGUGUGGGCGAGGCGGUGAGGGACCACGGGGCCGCCGCUCCGGCUCUCUCACAAAAGAAAGUGAUCGCUAUUGGGCUGGCAACCUGGGGCCUGGUGCACAACAGGCAGCAGCUUGUCAACAGCCAGGGGAGUUUCCCUGCUCGUUACUACGUCCAGAACACAUCACGCGACUCCUGCUGCCUGGACAACAACUGCCAGGCUUUCCUCCUGGUGGAUGAUGGGAGUGUCGGCCGCCGGGGGGGAGAGACGGCCUUUCGUGCUAGUCUGGAGGACUACAUUUCCCAUCAGCGCACUGGCAUUUGGGGCAGUGGCAGUAUUGAAAUCCCAGUGCUGUGCAUGCUCAUCUCAGGAGACGCCAGUAUGCUGGAGAGAUUAGAUGCCUCUCUGAGGAAAGCCACGCCCUGGCUGGUUCUUGCUGGCUCUGGUCCUGCUGCAGACCUUAUCAGUGAGGUGCUGGCCAGUCUCUCCUCCGUUUCCCUCAGUCCCACCUCUCCUACAGCAGAUGGGCAGGCUGCUGAGGCUCUCAACACAGAGCUCCGCGACAAGGUCCGGGACAAGGUUCGGAGACAUUUCCCUGCUGAAGCUGAGCUGGAGAAACUGGUGGACAGUGCUCUGAAUAUUUAUCAGAACAGAGAGUUCAUCACUGUUUUCGAUGGAGAACAGGAGGGUUCUGAUGAUUUUGAUACGGUUCUCCUCAAAUCCCUUGUUAGAGCUAGUAAACAUGUGUCCAGUGAAGCCAGAGAGUACACUGAGGAGCUGAAACUGGCCGUGGCCUGGAACCGAGUGGACAUCGCCAAAACCGAGCUCUUCAAUGGAGACAUACAAUGGAAGUAUGACGACCUUGAAGACUCCAUGACAGAUGCACUGAUCAAUGACAAGCCCCAGUUUGUGCGUCUCUUCUGCGAGAAUGGUCUGAACAUUCUGGACUACCUGACCUACGAGCGCUUGGAAAGCUUGUACCGCUCGCUGUCAGACAACUCGCUGGCCUACAUUCUACUCCAGAGGCGUCUGAGCGAGAGGCAGGGCCUGGCUGGAUCCCUGCCCAACCUGGAUGGAGCUGCGGCGGUACCUCUGAGGUGUCCUCAGAGUGCACUAACCGGAUCCGCUUCAGCAAUGGAGCUCAACCUGUAUGAGGUAUCCCGCCUGCUGUGGGACCUUUUGGGUGAUGUCUGUCAGCCUUUCUACUACGGACCUCUGGGCCUGAACCACAGCACCAGCACCAGGAGAGCUCUUAAGCAAAUCAAUAAGAUGCUGCUGGGGGAGUGCAUGUACCGGAACCAGCGCUGUCUCUCACCCUGGGCGGCCCUCUUCAUCUGGGCCGUCCUGCAGAACCGCAGUGAAAUGGCCGUUUACUUCUGGGAGAUGGCAGGGGAGUCGGUGCUGAGUGCUCUGGGUGGCUGUAAGAUACUGAGGGAGCUCUCUAAGCUGGAGAGUGAGACUGAGAACAAGCUAGCCAUGAAGGAACUGGCACAGAAGUUUGAGGACCUGGCACACGAUGUAUUCGGUGAGUGUUACCAGAACAGUGAGAGCCGCUCCUUCACCCUCCUCAUACGGAAGUCCCCAGUGUGGGGCGGAGCGACGUGUUUGCAGAUGGCCACCGCAGCUGACGCCCGCCUCUUCUUCAGCCACGAUGGUGUUCAGUCCUUGCUGUCUCAGAUCUGGUGGGGUGACAUGGAGAGAAGUACUGAGGUCUGGAAACUGGUUCUCGGCUUCUUCCUACCCCCUCUCAUCUACACAGACCUUAUCAGCUUCAGAGAACAAGAGGAGGACGAUAAGUCUGAGGUCCACCACUGCAGAGACACUGACAGUCUGGAUGGGAAUGAUGCCACCGUCUACUCCCUUGCUGACAUUAUACACAAUGAGGAAGACGCUGAAGAGUUCAGGGCUAUGAAAGAAAACCGAAAAGACUCGUCCAACUCCAAGAGACCAUUUAUUGUAUCACGGUGGAGACAGUUCUGGUUCGCCCCCGUCACCUCAUUCCUUGGCAAUGUGCUGUUGUACUUCCUGUUCCUCUGCCUGUUUGCCUAUGUUCUGUUGGUGGACUUCAAGCCCCCGCCCCCUGACGGCCCCGCCGGGCUGGAAUUUGUGCUUUACUUUUGGGUUUUCACCUUAGUGUGUGAAGAGAUUCGGCAGACCUUCUUUAUGGGCAGCACCUUUGUUCUCCAGAGGAUGAAGAAUUACAUCCAGGAUGUGUGGAACAAGUGUGAUCUCACAGCCAUCGGUCUCUUCGCUUUGGCUAUGUGCUGCAGAAUGUUUCCCUGGUCUUAUGAGUUUGGCCGAGCUCUGAUGGCCAUAGAUUUUAUGGUCUUCACGUUACGUCUGAUCCAUAUCUUUGCCAUCCACAAACAGCUUGGGCCGAAGAUCAUCAUAGUUGGCAAAAUGAUGAAGGACGUUUUCUUCUUCCUGUUUUUCCUUGCCAUUUGGCUCAUGGCUUACGGAGUGGCCAAUCAGGCCCUCCUCUACUCGUACGAUCCCCGUCCCGAUUGGAUAUUCCGCCGAGUGUUCUACAGACCAUACCUGCACAUUUUUGGACAAAUACCCAUAAAUGAAAUGGACGCUGAUAAAGUGACGGACAUAAACUGUACAAACGACGCCGCGCGCAUCGAAGCAGGAGAGGAGCCCUGUAUGAGCACCUACGCCAACUGGCUGGUUGUCAUCCUCCUUGUCAUCUACCUGCUGUUCACUAACAUAGUAUUGGUCAACCUACUCAUCGCUAUGUUCAGCUACACCUUCUCCAAAGUGCAGGAGCGCAGCGACACCUACUGGAAGUUUCAGCGUCACAACCUGAUUGUGGAGUACCACUCGAGACCCUGCCUCGCGCCGCCCUUCAUCAUCAUCUCACAUCUACAUCUUUUCGUCAAGAGAUACAUCCGCCAAAUUCCAUCGGUUAAAAGCAAACACUUUGUUCUGGAGCUGCGGGGCAGGAAGGCCAGCCGCCUCAACACAUGGGAGGCUAUCCAGAAAGAAAACCUCCUCUCAGCUCAGAAUAAGCUGCAAAGGGAGAGCGACACAGCACGACUUAAAUAUACAUCUGUCAAGGUGGACAGUGUGCUAAAGCAGAUGGCAGAGAUCCGUGACCACGACCGGAGGUUGCGGCUGCUGGAGACAGAGCUGGAGUACUGCUGCAGCGCCCUCUCCUGGAUGACAGACGCUCUGUCUCAGAGUAAUCUGAUAAAGGCUGGCCGCCCCCCUCCGCUCCUCAGAGAUCUGACUCCACUUUCUCCAAGCUGACCCCCUGAACUCCAUGAUCACACACACACACACACACACACUAUGUGUAACGCACACACACACACAGAGUUUACUCAGGGCCAUUGUGUCAAAGUGCACUGUAUUUGCUAUUCAGGUGGUCGAAAGAAUUACCAUCUCUGUAGUUUCCCUCAGAGCUUUUUAGCCUCUUUUAGCUCAUUGUUUUGAUUCUGCUUUCCAGUCUGCACCCUGUUUUUUUUAUCCACUUCAUUUAUCCAUAUUUAAAAUAAAGAUACAAGUAGGGAAAUAAAUCAACUUCGACUAAUAAAGUGCAGUAUGAAUGUGUGUUUCAAAUUAUACCUGUCAUAUAUAAUAUAUAAUAAAGGAAUAUAUAAUAUAAGUGCCAGAUAGGUCUAUUCUAAAUCUCUAAUACCAAAUUUCCAUAUUUUUUUUCCCCGUCACUUAUAUUGUUAAACACACACAAUGUGUGUGUUAUGCUUGUUAUGUAAUGUUUGUGUUAUUGUUUAUGAAUUGUACCUUGUUCUUUUUUUAUAAUCUCGUUAUUACUUGACGCUUUGGCAAUAUUGUCCCUGUCAUAUCCAUACCAAUAAAGCAUAAUGAAUUGAACUGAAUUAUAUACAGUCAAUGGUUGUGUUAUGUGUUAUGCUCCAUAGUAAGAAUCUGGAAUUAAAGCCCAUGUAGGCAUGAAUGGCA
This is a messenger RNA of Sebastes umbrosus (honeycomb rockfish), 4559 nucleotides long. RefSeq names its product transient receptor potential cation channel, subfamily M, member 4a (gene trpm4a). The coding region runs from base 480 to 3887 and encodes 1135 amino acids. Gene Ontology annotation, molecular function: ligand-gated calcium channel activity; calcium-activated cation channel activity. Gene Ontology annotation, cellular component: membrane. Gene Ontology annotation, biological process: calcium ion transmembrane transport. The transcript is spliced from 29 exons. The record is from RefSeq and is a predicted model, not a curated record. Lineage: Eukaryota; Metazoa; Chordata; Actinopteri; Perciformes; Sebastidae.